This is a messenger RNA of Salvelinus namaycush (lake trout), 1458 nucleotides long. RefSeq names its product growth/differentiation factor 9-like. The record is from RefSeq and is a predicted model, not a curated record. The transcript is spliced from 4 exons. Gene Ontology annotation, cellular component: extracellular region. Gene Ontology annotation, biological process: SMAD protein signal transduction; BMP signaling pathway. NCBI's taxonomy places the organism in Eukaryota, Metazoa, Chordata, Actinopteri, Salmoniformes, Salmonidae. Gene Ontology annotation, molecular function: growth factor activity; cytokine activity. The coding region runs from base 1 to 1458 and encodes 485 amino acids.
AUGGUCCGCAAUAUCCUGGACAUCUCCAAGAAGAGAGGCACGGAUGUGGACGUCAACAGCAUGACACAGGCGGGUUAUACUCCUCUACACGUCGCUGUCAUACACGGACAUGAUGGAGUAGUAACCUUGCUGGUGAGAGACUAUGGAGUGAAUACACUGAGCAGACUGAUGGGACAAAGGAGACAAACACCACGCUGCGGCCUUUCACUCGGAUCGUCCCCGACCACGUCAAAUCUAGCUGACGAGUUUGGCGAUUCCGCUUUGUACCAACAUGGCAGUAUCUUGUCACCCCUUCUGAAGGCGCUAACGGCACAGGGAGAUACAUGGCGAUCCACCCCAGUAAUGAGACCCGAGUCGAGAUAUGUUCGAUACAUGAAAAGACUGUACAGGAUAUCUUCAAGACAUGAGAGGAGUUCGGAAGGAAACCACUUGUACAACACAGUUCGACUUAUAACACCGCGGGAUGAGUGCCUGGAGCAAAGCAAAAAGUUCUUCAUGCAAGACCUCUCCUACAAUUUGGGCCGUGUCAGAGCCAAGGAGCAGCUGCUGAAGUCUGUCCUGCUGUACUCCUUUGACCAAGAGCAGGCCACGUCCAUAACUAACCAGUGUUACCAAGAUUUGAAAGAGCAGGAUACCCACAAUCAGUGUCCUCUCUGCCCAAGCACCCAUCACUCAGUUAACUUCCUGUUCCACACGGACCGCAGGAGGAAGUGGGUUGAGGUGGACAUCACAGCUUUCCUCCGCCCUCUCAUCCAGUCCCACAAGAAGGACAUUCACCUACUGAUCAACCUGACCUGUGUGGAGGACAGAGGCAGAGGGGCUAAGGCUGGAGGAGAGGAGUGGAGCGGUAGGGGCCCCGUGGAGCUCCACUUAAGGUCUCCGUCCUUGCUCCUGUACCUCAACGACACCAGCGAGCUGGCUCACCAAAGAUGGCUGCCCACCAGGUCACAAGGUCAUCCGAGGUCAGCCAAUGAGGUGAACACCUUAGAGAGCCUGGCGGAGUUCAAACCGGAACAAAGGAUCAGCCAGAGCGAGAGGAGGCGGCUGAGGAGAGAAUCUCCAUAUCUGUCGACGAACAACACAGGAGGCAAAACGAGCACGAAGACCGUCCUCCCGGACCUCCUCCCGAGUUCUGACUUCCCUACGAGCGACUGUGCCUUGUACGACUUCAGAGUGAGCUUCAGUGAGCUCAAACUGAGCCAUUGGAUCAUUUUCCCCCACAGGUACAACCCCAGGUACUGUAAAGGCACCUGUCCCAGGGCUGUGGGGUUCAUCUACGGCUCCCCCAGACACACCUUCUUCCAGAACAUGAUCUACCACAAACUGGACUCCUCUGUGCCAAGACCUUCCUGUGUUCCUUCAGAGUACAACCCCCUGAGUGUUUUAACCCUUGAAGCUGACUCCAUUGCGUACAAGGAGUUAGAUGAAAUGAUCGCUACGAGGUGCACAUGUCGCUAA